Dipodomys ordii (Ord's kangaroo rat) is the source of this 5636-nucleotide messenger RNA. It is a transcript of the gene Ccdc6, whose product is annotated as coiled-coil domain containing 6. NCBI's taxonomy places the organism in Eukaryota, Metazoa, Chordata, Mammalia, Rodentia, Heteromyidae. Bases 216 to 1652 code for a protein of 478 amino acids. The transcript has 10 exons. The record is from RefSeq and is a predicted model, not a curated record.
UCUUUCUCUCGCCGCCGCUCCGAGUCUGCGCCCUGGUGCCAGGCGCCCCAGCUCCGCGGCGCUCCCCUGUGCUCGCCCGGCGCCCACUCAUUCGCAGUCCAGCCUUCGCGGCCGCCGCCUCCCCGCUCCUCCUCCUGCUGCUGCUGCUGCUGCUGCUGCGCCUCCUCCUCCUCCUCCUCCUCCUUCUCCACCUCCUCCCCGAGCCCGCCGCGGCCAUGGCGGACAGCGCCAGCGAGAGCGACACGGACGGGGCGGGGGGCAACAGCAGCAGCUCGGCCGCCAUGCAGUCGUCCUGCUCGUCGACCUCGGGCGGCGGCGGCGGCGGCGGCGGCGGGGGCGGCGGCGGGAAGUCGGGGGGGAAGUCGGGGGGCAUUGUCAUCUCGCCGUUCCGCCUGGAGGAGCUCACCAACCGCCUGGCCUCGCUGCAGCAGGAGAACAAGGUCCUGAAGAUCGAGCUGGAGACCUACAAACUCAAGUGCAAGGCGCUGCAGGAGGAGAACCGCGACCUGCGCAAAGCCAGCGUGACCAUCCAAGCCAGAGCUGAGCAGGAAGAAGAAUUCAUCAGCAACACUUUAUUCAAGAAAAUUCAGGCUUUGCAGAAAGAGAAAGAAACCCUUGCUGUAAAUUAUGAGAAAGAAGAAGAGUUUCUCACUAACGAGCUCUCCAGAAAAUUGAUGCAGUUGCAGCAUGAGAAAGCUGAACUGGAGCAGCAUCUGGAACAGGAGCAGGAAUUUCAGGUCAAUAAACUGAUGAAGAAGAUUAAAAAACUGGAGAAUGAUACCAUUUCCAAACAACUUACAUUAGAGCAGUUGAGACGGGAGAAGAUUGACCUUGAAAAUACAUUAGAACAAGAACAAGAAGCACUAGUUAACCGUCUCUGGAAAAGGAUGGAUAAACUUGAGGCUGAAAAGAGAAUCCUGCAGGAGAAAUUAGACCAGCCUGUCUCAGCUCCUCCAUCACCUAGAGAUAUCUCCAUGGAGAUCGAUUCUCCAGAAAACAUGAUGCGCCACAUCAGGUUUUUAAAGAAUGAAGUGGAGCGGCUGAAGAAGCAACUGAGAGCUGCCCAGCUGCAGCAUUCAGAGAAAAUGGCCCAGUAUCUGGAGGAGGAACGUCACAUGAGGGAAGAGAACUUGAGGCUACAGAGGAAACUGCAGAGGGAAAUGGAGAGAAGAGAAGCUUUAUGUCGACAACUCUCAGAGAGCGAGUCCAGCCUGGAGAUGGAUGAUGAAAGAUAUUUUAAUGAGAUGUCUGCACAAGGAUUAAGACCUCGUACUGUGUCCAGCCCAAUCCCUUAUACACCUUCUCCGAGUUCAAGCAGACCUAUAUCACCUGGUCUAUCCUAUGCAAGUCACACAGUUGGUUUCACGCCACCAACUUCCCUGACUCGAGCUGGACUGUCUUACUACAAUUCCCCAGGCCUUCACGUGCAGCACAUGGGGACGUCCCAUGGCAUCACAAGGCCUUCACCACGGAGAAGCAACAGUCCUGACAAAUUCAAACGACCCACACCGCCUCCGUCUCCCAACACACAGACCCCAGUCCAGCCACCUCCACCUCCACCUCCGCCACCCAUGCAGCCCAUGGUCCCCUCGGCAGCCACCUCGCAGCCCACCCCAUCGCCACAUUCGGUUCACCCUUCCUCCCAGCCUUAAUGCAUGUGCUUAGUCUGAAUUUCAAGUUGGGACUCGUCCAAUGGAGCCGUCUAUUCAACGCCAAAGGCUUCUUUCCCUGGCAUAUUUGGAUCUGACUUAUUUGCACUGAGGUUAUCUAGGCUUCACUAUUCAUUGUGUUGUAAAUGUUUGUUGGAAAAGCAGCCAGUGUUGUGGCUCUGCAACACUAACCAGACGACUUUCUCCAUCGUGUUUUACUUGAAUCUUCAUGUGUGUCCAUUUCCUGGCUAGAACAUUUGCUAUUUGGUGUUUGGUAAUACAGCUGCAGUGUGCAAUUAUUGCUUAGCCCCAGAGCUUCAUUUUCUUGGCUUUUAGGUUUGUAAAAUAAAGGGGGGGGGAAUAUCUUUUUUAUAUAUUUUUUUUUGUCCAUGAAUUUGCAGAAAAUUACUGAGCUAUUGGUAUUUGCCAAACAUACCAAGAAUUCAAGCACUAUAGUACAAGACCUUUAAAAAAUCUAACUUUCAAUGUAGACUGGGAAGUUGGAUGAAUCAGUGUCCAAAACAUAGAUAUUGUUUAAUAGAGCUUUCUACAGAUACACUUUUUACAGAUUAUUUUCAUUGUAAGCUGAGAACCAUGUCUCUUCUAAGACAGCCUAAUGUCACAAUGGGAUAGAUAAUUACUGCAAAUUAGGAUGUGAUUCCUUUCUUUGUCCACAACCUUAAUCCACCUAAACAGAGUCGAUAAAUGUUCUAUGCUAAUUUAGAAUUUGCUCUUCGAUUUUGAAUGCGGAGGGCAAUGUGAUUUCUUUCACAUAAAUAAUAGGAGUUCUCCUUCCAUUUCUUUAUUUGUGGCCUCUUGAGAUAGAGUUUCAGCAAAUAUUAUAAAGGUGCAAAAUGCUAUCAGAAAAUACUAUUUGAAAUGGACAAGUAUAUCUUGGCAUAAUAGCCACAAAAAUACUUUAUUGCUUGGCAGAAAAGAAAAAGUAUAGAAGAAAGUAGAACCUUCACAUUGAGGACUGCUUAUUUUGCCCAGUAUAAGCAAGUACAGUGUACAAAGGAGUAUAUUCUGAAUACAUUAUUUCCCUUCAUUUAGCACAAAUAAAUCCUUUGGUUUCACUUUGAAGUGGAACACCCUGCGUCAACUCUUUUCUUGAUACUUGCUACAUUUUUAUUUUUGUUUCUCUGCAGUUACUGUUUUGUAUUGGUAGUAAAGUGAUUUUUACCACCUGUGUUUGCAUAUUUAUAUAUGCUGUGGGUGAAAAUGACUUACUAGAGAAUGUAUAUUUUAUGAUGAGAACGUGUAUCUGUUGGAUAUAAUCAGAGAACUAAAAAUUAAUUUAUCAGUAAUUUUUAAGAGUUCAUGAUUUGUGACAACCAUCUUCAAUAGCUAACUCCUUAUUGAACACACUCCUAAAAAAUAAGGAACCAUGAAAUUGUAGAUAUUUAAUAUUGUACAGUAUAGAAACCUCCAUUUUUGCCUUCGAAUGCAUAUUUAAGAGUUAACAGAGUGAAAAAGAAAAGUGUUAUUGGAUAAUAGUGUUUGACUAGCAUUUUAAGAACUUGAGAGUAAAAGCAACAAUAGGAUAUUUUUCACCUCUUCUGCCCCCAACCUGAGAACGUCAUCCUUGAUUACUAGGAAAAACAAAUCGUUGGUCUAUAAAAAUUUUAUUUAUAAUGUGUAUGUAGUAUUCAUAAUCAUAGUACAGUUCUCAAGCAUGGGGAACAAAUUUGGCAUUUAUUAUUGAGGCUUUAGGUUUUUAGUAUCGAACUGGGCCAUGUGACACAUGGGAUUGUCUCCCAAUUGCUCACUGACCUCCUGGUACAUUAUAAUUCCCAGGAAUUCUGAGACGAGGCAAACAAAUUUUGCCUUCACGGUACAGAGAAAUAUGGUAUAUGUUUACAAGAAUCUUUUCUGAGAUUGUAGAUUUCAAUGCUGUUGGAUAGUGUCUUGUACUCAAAACAAGAAAGUCCCCUCCUGUAAUAAUCUUCCCUCAGUUUUCUACCAAUUUCAUUCUGUCCUGAAAGCACAAGAAUUAAAAAAACAACAACAAAAAAACCAUUGCCAUAUGGUAAGUGAAAUGCACUUGGGGUAAGCAGACAGUUCCCAGUAAACACCUUUGAGAUAGAUUCUUGACAUUCAACCUUCUGCCGAAAUGUACUGCUGGUUCCCCGAGAGUCGUCGAGAUAAAGCAUCGCUCCUUUCAACAGCACUUUUCCAACGUAAAUGUAGUUGCCCUCUACAGACAUUCAGAACUGAUAGAACAAACACUACUAUUUUGAAUUAGUGAUGUCUUAUGUCAUUUUAAAGUGUUUGAUGGCCCCCUGUGGAGCCUGUAAUGCUUGGGCAGUACCUCCUAGGACAAUUUUUUGGCAAUGACUUAGCCACUAGGGACUGAUAAGAGUCACAUCCUGAGCCCAUAGAAACGGGAACACCCUCAUUCACGGGGAACUAACAUACCUAGGUUGGUCAAUUCUCAUGGGACCUAAAUGUGUUUCCUGUCAUUUCUUUUGCCCACUUGUUCAGCCUAACUAACCCUGGAUUGAUCCCAAAAGGUCUUUGUAAUAUCAGUAGCCGUCUUUCAGGCAGGUGGGAGCAACUGUAGCUUUCAGUAGCUUCAUUUCCUGUCUUGCUUACAGAGACCCUUGGCUACCACUGUGCUGCUAAUAGGAUAAGUACUCUGUUGCCAGAUUACCAUGCCUUUCUUUAAAACCAAAUUAACUUACCUGAUGCCUCUGGGCUCUGAACUGCUUUCUCUGAUCAAGCAUGCUGGCAUUCUAGACAAGAUUCUAGAAAUUUGGCAGAUGAUGGGACUAGUUAAGAUUUAAUUGAACUGACUCCUUUGUUGAUUGGAAGGAGUUUUGAAAUUCUAAGCUCCUGUGAUUAGCAACCAUGGAAAGAAUGUGUGACCAGAAUGUGGCUUUGACACCAAGUGCUGCUGUGCCUUUAUAAUUGGCUUCUAACUGAUUUGACCAGAAAUAAUUGACAAUGAACUUUUUGUUGAUUGUUCAAUUAUAGGAAGAUAGAAUGUGUAUUGCCCUUUGUUAGGUAGACAUGAACUCUCCCCAUACAAAGCCUUGCUUUUAGAAGAUGCCCAAUAAGACAAAAGAAAAAGCUGAGUUACUUGUGCUUUGAGAGCUUAAUAUUUUUCUCAGUACAGAAGAAUCAUUUCUGGGUAACUUGAUCUUCUGUUAAUUACUUGUCUUAUAGGUAACCAACACUGAAAACUUUGUAGUGAUGACUACCAAAGAAAUACAUAGUAAAUGAAACAAACUUAUUUCCAAAUUACUGAAGAGCCAGCCAUUGAUGCUGCUACAUGAGUUCCAUGCUCAAGAGCCAUUUUAAAGGAGAUUUUAAGGGGUUUUUAUAGUUUUGUUUUUUUUUUAAUUCUUACUUGAUGAAACAUGUUUGCAUAAAGUUUGGGGGAGCAUUUUUCAGAAUGCUCAGCAGUUGUGAUUAGCUGCCACACCCAGUAUGCCUCCUGUUAGGCAAUCAGAAUCCUACGUUUGUGAUAGCAUGGGUGCUGCGUGUGUGCACGUGUGCAUUUGUGCAUUCAUGCCUUAACUUGGGUUAUUGCUCAAUAUUAGUGUUUGACUUAGUCUGCACUGUCAUCUAGAUUGUAUUAUACAUCCUGGCAGAAACAAAGUUGCAGGCACAACAGGUUAAGAAUACAUUCCUCUGAAAGAAUAUCUGGUCAUAUGGACCCCUGAGUCUUUGGACUUUAUUUGGAACUUAGCCUGGAAAACAAAGGUGGAUUGUCAAACGGAAUGUCAACAAGGAACAGAGGAGAGCCAGAUGCUAGCAUGCCUUUUGCCUCUGCAUAUCCGUGCACACUGUAUGUUGUUCAUGAUAGCUUGUCUACAACUUGACUAGGUUGGAGUUCUGGUAAUCGUGGCAAUCUUGACAUUCUUGGUCAGAGUUUAGAGAAAUGUAAGACUUCUGAUUAAUGUCUUAUUUACUUUAUGUUGAUUAGUCUUUGAUAUAUGUGCUGAAUCAGAAACCUAAAUAAAGAUAAUUUUUUAAAAUGUA